CACCUAACAUCUGGAUCAGAACCAAGUCCAGGUUCUGCUGUCAGCCUCACAAACAUAACUGAAGUCAAACUGUUAAAGCAGAACCUGAAGUAGUUCCGUCAGCAUUUCUCGUCCUUCCUCCUCCUCCUUCCUCUCUUUGCCUCCUCCUUCCUUCUCCUCCUGCUUCCUCCUCCUUCCUCCUUCUUCCUCUAUUUCCUCCUCCUUUCUCCCCAUACCUCCUCCUUAAUCCUCCUUAAUCCUCCCCUGCCUCCUCCUUCCUUCCCUGCCUCCUCUUUCCUCUCCCUGCCUCUUCCUCCUCUGUCAUCACCCUUCGCCCUCCUGCCUCCUUCCUCCCCUUGCCUCCCCUUCCUCAUCCUUCCUCCUCCUUCUUCCUCCUCCUCCUCCCCCUUCCUUCCCCUUCCUCCUCUUCCUCCUCUGGCCUCCUCCUCCCUACCCCUCCUUCCAUCUCCUCCUUCCUCCCCCUGCCUCCUUUAUAACCGUCCCUCCCUCUCUGCUCCCGUUAUUCUCCUCUGGUUUGUUUCUCAGAACAGAACUGCCUCAUGAUGCUGCCGUCUCUAGACCUGGUUCCUGUUGGUUCUGUUGGAUCUGAACUUCUGGGUCGUUUGUGGUAGAACCUGUUAUCCCGUAUGGACUCAUUUUUGUGUAUGAAGGAGUUUUUCUUGCAGUUUGUAGAACCAAACCUGAGAGAACAAAGAACCAGCAGCUGACAGAGAAGCAUGAACUGAUAUGUGGGGAUCAUCCCCAGACUGAACAGAACCACAGUAGACCUGCAGACGGACAGACCUCCUCCUGCUGUCCACAGAUCAGCCUGACGGACGGACGGACAGACAGUCUGAUGCCAACUGUCUCCGCCGUCAAUCUCUCGGCACCACUCCUCCUCCUGUUGCUAUGGGCAACCCACUGCUCCAUGGCAACCAACUGGCUCUCCCUGGCGAGGCUUCCCCGGUCCAGGCCCGUGUCCGGUUCUGGCCCCUGCGCCCGGCUCCGGGGUCUGACUGCGGGGCAGGUGGGGGUGUGCAGGGCUCGAGGGGAGGUGAUGGAGUCCGUACGGAAGGCGGCCGAGAUGGUCAUCGAGGAGUGCCAGCACCAGUUCAGGAACCGCCGCUGGAACUGUUCCACGACGCCUCGAGGGAUCAACGUGUUCGGCCGAGUCAUGAAUCAAGGUAACGCUGCGGCAGAACCUCCUGGUCCGACCGAGCCCAGUUCCAACUCUCAGUUCUGUCUGCUGGUUUCAGGAACUCGUGAGGCGGCCUUCGUCCACGCUCUGUCUUCGGCGGCGGUGGCGGUGGCCGUGACCCGGGCCUGCACCCGCGGAGAGCUAGAGAGGUGUGGCUGUGACAGGAAGGUCCGAGGGGUGAGCCCCGAGGGGUUCCAGUGGUCCGGCUGCAGUGAUAAUCUGUCCUACGGCGUCGCCUUCUCCCAGACCUUUGUGGACGAACCGGAGCGGGCCAAAGGACUGUCGGCUGGACGGCCACUGAUGAACCUGCACAACAACGAGGCCGGACGAAAGGCCAUCCUCCACAACAUGCAGGUGGAGUGUAAAUGUCAUGGCGUCUCUGGAUCCUGUGAGCUCAGAACCUGCUGGAAGGUGAUGCCUCCAUUCAGGCGAGUUGGCGUCGUGCUGAAGGAACGUUUUGAUGGAGCCACAGAGGUCCGUCUGACCCGGAUUGGAUCCAGAACGGCGCUGCUUCCUCGGGACCCGCAGGUGAAGCCUCCGGCUGCCAGAGACCUGCUGUACCUGGCUCCCUCCCCGGACUUCUGCCACCUGGACCCGGACAACGGGAUUCCUGGGACGGCGGGUCGGAGGUGUAACGGAACGUCCCGACUCGCUCCGGACGGCUGUGAGCUGGUGUGCUGUGGACCCGGGUACCGGGCGGGUCGGGCCGAGGUGGUGCAGCGCUGCUCCUGCAAGUUCUCCUGGUGCUGCUCGGUCCGCUGCCAGCAGUGCAAGAACACGGUCACCAUUCACACCUGCAGAGUGUGAGACGCACCAAGCAGAACCAGAACCGAGCAGCAGACUGACGGAACAGAACCCGGAUCAGACACCAAAUGAUUUCUACAGUUUUACUUUAAUCUGCAGUUUGGUUUAAAAUGUUCUGCUGUAGAAGCUGCAGAACUCAGAGAACAAACACGACCCGUCUUUAACCCGAUUCAGAUUCAGAACCGGAUCAAACAUCAGUUAUUGACUCACUGAACUGACAGAAGCUUCGAAGCUGAACUUAACCAGAACUAACCUACUGCAGCAGCUUUGAUCCUAAACUAGCUCUGAACAGCCUCGUGUUGUUUCUGGUUUAUUUAUUUGGAGAAUAACUUUACUGACAUCAUCAAACUGUGGUUCUGAGCAGCUUGUAGGUCCAAACCUUAAUAAACUCAGUAGUUCCAUCAAA
Messenger RNA from Amphiprion ocellaris (clown anemonefish), 2387 nucleotides. RefSeq names its product wingless-type MMTV integration site family, member 4b (gene wnt4b). The record is from RefSeq and is a predicted model, not a curated record. NCBI's taxonomy places the organism in Eukaryota, Metazoa, Chordata, Actinopteri, Pomacentridae. The transcript is spliced from 9 exons. Gene Ontology annotation, biological process: multicellular organism development; neuron differentiation; canonical Wnt signaling pathway. The coding region runs from base 836 to 1984 and encodes 382 amino acids. Gene Ontology annotation, molecular function: frizzled binding; cytokine activity. Gene Ontology annotation, cellular component: extracellular region.